AUGUUCAGAGUCUGCUUGAAAGCGCAUCGGAUCAUGCGGGCUUUGCGUUCUUCUAUUGCAAUCGAAAUGAAGAGAAUCGAAGAGAUCCCCCUCUGCGUCCUUCAAAGCUAUGUUCGUCAACUCUCAACCGCUGUUGGAAGUACUCAACAUAUACGGAAAAAACUCAAGAUCGUCAGCGAUCAAGCAGAACGCCAAGGAUCUCACUUGGGCUUCGAGAACUGCAUAACCCAAUUGAAAGAAUCAAUAAAUGAGUACUCUGAGACCUUCAUCAUUCUCGAUGCCCUGGAUGAAUGUGAUCAAGACUCGCGCUGGCGGCUCAUCCAUGUGAUAAAGGACUUGGUAUCCAAAUCCGAUCGGCCGCUCAAGGUCUUCAUCUCAAGUCGACCAUACGACGACGAUAUCAAAAUGCAGAUCUCUGGCAACAACGUUAAGCUCAAGGCGAUAAAGAAUCAAGGUGACAUUGAGAAAUUUGUCAAUGCCGAAGUAGACAAGCCUAGGAGAUGGGGCCCAAUACCCGCAGACCUGUGGAUCAAGAUCGUCCAGGUCCUUUGUGAAGACAGCCAGGGAAUGUAA
Messenger RNA from Penicillium malachiteum, 573 nucleotides. RefSeq lists its product as uncharacterized. Bases 1 to 573 code for a protein of 190 amino acids. The transcript has a single exon. NCBI's taxonomy places the organism in Eukaryota, Fungi, Ascomycota, Eurotiomycetes, Eurotiales, Aspergillaceae. The record is from RefSeq and is a predicted model, not a curated record.